Asterias rubens (European starfish) is the source of this 4249-nucleotide messenger RNA. Its product is annotated as pentatricopeptide repeat-containing protein 1, mitochondrial-like. Gene Ontology annotation, molecular function: protein binding; tRNA binding. Gene Ontology annotation, biological process: tRNA 3'-end processing. The coding region runs from base 162 to 2420 and encodes 752 amino acids. The transcript has 10 exons. The record is from RefSeq and is a predicted model, not a curated record. Lineage: Eukaryota; Metazoa; Echinodermata; Asteroidea; Forcipulatida; Asteriidae. Gene Ontology annotation, cellular component: mitochondrial matrix.
UGCCAUUCACUGGACUGGCGCCGAUGAUUAAAUUUAAAUGACAUAAAUGAAUGCAUGGUUAAUACUGUCACAACAAUUGGAAUGUUAGCAGACAAAGUACAAAGACAAAACAGACAUCUUCAGCUAUGCGACACGUUAUAGAUUAAUGUAUUAUCAUCAACAUGUUCACUCAGUGUUGUCGUCAUUUGUGGUGUAUGAAGUGCCACAGCAUGGCAAGCGUCAAAGUUCUAAGACUGGCUUACCAGUCUUCUAGAGAGUCACUACGAUACCACAAACUCAUGCAGAAUAAUACCACCUCAAUGUCAUCAUGGACACUCGCAACAGCACGGCCACCACCCUCGAAUCGGUCCGUCACUUCUCCUAUGGCCGAUCACCAGAGCCUCCUCGCAUCAAUAAUGUUUUCAAAAACUGGUCCAACCUCAUCAUGCCGAUCGCUCUUCACAAGAGGUUUUGCUGACGGCCGGAGGUCUGCAUUGAAACCUCAGUAUCGGAUUGACCAGGAGAAGGAGAAGGAGCGUGCGAUACUGAGUGAGUAUGAGAGGCACUACACCCCAGAGAAGAGGUACACCUCCAGGGUUCUCACUCAGGAGGAGAUCGAGGAUGAGGCGGAGAUGGUUGAAGAUUUCAAACCGGAAGACACUUUCGGCGUUUUGACAAAUAAGUUUAAAAGGAAGUUUAAUGUUAAAGGGGAUCGCUUUGACGUUGAGGUAGACAGUGAUGAUGAAAAGAUGCAACCAACUCUUAAACCUCCCGGUAGAAGAAACACUCCAAUCUGGUACGGUAACCAGAUGAAGAAACUCGUCAAAGAAGGAAAGCUCAUGGAGGCUAUUGACAUGCUUGAAGUCCGCAUGCUGAAAGAAGACAGAGUACAACCCGAAGAGUUCAACUACAAUGUGUUGAUUGGAGCUUGCGGGAGAGAGGGCUACACCAAGAAAGCAUUCAAGCUGUACAAUGAUAUGAAGAGUCGAGGUCUGACCCCAUCUGACGUGACCUUUACAAGUCUCUUCAACGCCUGUGCAGAGUCACCUUGGCCAUUGACAGACGGAAUCUCCAGACUGCACAAACUCCACUCCCAACUGAAGGAAAAAGAAAUCGUUGUCAAUCAGAUCACACAGCACGCCAUGAUAAAGGCUUUUGCAAAGUGCGGUGACCUCCCUGUGGCCUUUGACCUCUUCAAGGAACUGCUGGAUUCUGGGGUCAAACUGAAGUCGCAAAGUUUUGCUUUCCUUCUCUUUGCUUGUGCCGGUGAUAAGGAAUGUGGAUUAAUGUAUGCCAUUGAGGCAUGGCAUCAGAUGUUGCAACGUGACAUCAAGCCUGAUGUCUACAUAUACAACCUGCUCCUAAGAAUCUCUAGAGACUGUGGGAUUGGCGAUCCAGAGGUCGCCAGUCGGUUGCUCCUCAAACCUCGUGCCAAUGAUGAAACCAAGAAGCUCAGUGCACCAACAAAGAAAUCCAGGAAAGCUAAAGGUCAGAGAUUACACCAACCUCCUGAUGAGGGUUCAAAAGGUCAAUCCCACCCAGGUGAAAUGAUAGAAGUGACUCCCCUCAACGUGACAAGCAGUGAUGGAGAGUCAGUCACUGCUGAGGCUCCACUCCGUGAGUUAACAGCAGUUUCACACGGCUCCCUGGUGUAUCAGCAACAGCAGCUCCCAAACCUCCUUGAUCCCUCACCAAAGGUUAGCAGUGCUGUGUCCCUGGCGAAUGUCGCCAACCCGUCAGACCGCCUGGCCCUCCUAGGGGGUGCAGAUGGCAUUCUAAGCAGUAUGAAGCGCUGUGGAGUGACACCAGAUGUCAAGACUCUAACGUUGCUGAUGGAGGGUCUCCCCAUGACCAACUGGGAUGAAGAGAGACUUCUUGAAGCUGUGGAUGAAUUCAAAGUUAAGGUGGAUGUAGAUUUCUUCAAUGCAAUUAUUAGGCGGAGGUCUCGCCGUGCCGAUCUAGAGGGUGCAAAGGCUAUUCUGCCACUUAUCCACCAGCAUGGAUUGUUUCCAAAUCUGCGGACAUUCGUCAAUUUGGCCUGUGAGUGUGCCAAGACUCAUGAAGGCAUACAACUUCUGAAAGAUAUGAAGCUUGCAGGGUUGAAGCCGACUGUUCACAUCUAUGGUGCAUUGAUCACAGCUGCAGCUCGCAAACAUAACCACAGGUACUUAAUUGAGUUGCUAAACUGUAUGGAGAAAGAUGAUGUUUCACCAAAUAGUCUCAUACUGCAGAGAUUAGAAUCUAUGGCGUCAUUCGGAGACAACCCCAAAAAGAGCACUCUAAGCAAGAGUCAACUGAUCCAUCAAGACAGACUGAACCAGUACCGUGGUCUUUACAUCAAAUGGCUGGAUCGUAUGGGGCUUGAAGAGACCCCUCAUCCUUGGAAAAAGUUUCAUAGACCAAGAGACGGAACGAUUACUGAUGCCGAGGCGCAGAGCUGAACUUGAGCAGGCCUGUGACUUCCCAAGUGAGUUCCCAAGACAUUGAACAAGUGUUUCUCUGUCUGUUGAAAGAAGUAAAUGAGGAACUAAAAUGAAAGCGGACGUCGUCUAUAUUGUGGAAGAAUUUCCGUUUCUGUAAUAAUAAUAUUAAUCAUGGAGUCUUGUAUUAUAGCCCUGGUAUCUGCCUAAAAGGGUCUCACGGCACCCACUAAUGAUACAAAAACAGUUCAAAAGAAAUAGCAAAAAUAGGUAUGUAAGUUGAAAAUCACUGAUCAACUAUAACAGAUGAGCUUUGAGAGCAGUUUUAAAUGAUGGUGUUGUACCACUGCAGUUGUGUUGAUGCACCGAGUUAGUGUGUAUCCUCCAAAAACAAAGGGAUAGGAAAUCCAUUGUGGGUAAUGACACCAGGGAUUUGGCUACAGCUUUGGCCUUUGGCUGCAACGGCAAUGUUGAAGAAAAGGUCUUUUCAGCAAUCUAGCCGUAGCCGCUGUGGACUGGAAGCCAUCAAUUUGGACAUGAUCUUGCAUUUUCAACCUAUAGAAGUACAUGCUUUACCAGGCUAGAUAUUUCCUUGGAAAAAAACGCUAUUUCCUUGAAAAAAAAAAACGCUUUUCAAUGGGGACUUUUAGGACGCUUGGUGACAGCAGGUACAUCCAUUGUUCUUGGUUACUACGUAAACACUUGAAAUUCACCUGGUAAGUCUGCUGCCAUCUCAUGUUCCAAAGUCUCCCAUUGGGCUGUGGCCUUGUUUUCACUUGAAUUCUGUUUUGUUUAUUUGAUUGUUUGUUUUUUAUUUUGAUAUUUGAAUUAUCCUUUGAUAAAAAAAGGUAACAAACAGCGUUGUUUUGUUUAAUGUCAACAAAUUUGAGGAUCAUUUGUUUCUGCUAAACUUGGUAUACACUGGUAUACAUUCAGGUUUUUUCAUGAACAAAUUUACAAUAAAAUACAGCGAAGACAUUUGUCCCCCUUCUCCAAUUUGUUUAAUCGAAUGACACUUUCAGCCUAAAUAAACAGCCCAAGUCCAAAGCAGUGCCUUUCUUUUAUUAUCUAUGUAAUAACAUGGAAUAACCUUAAUGUGUGCUCAGAUUUUGCAUUGUCCUUCUUAAGAAGGGAAUUACCUGUUUCAUGAGGGAAAAAAAGACAAAUAUCCAAAUCCAUUGCAAACAAAAAAUGCCUAUCCAAGAGAACCAUGGUAUUGAGAGUAAAUAUUAGUUUCAUAAUUGCUGACUAAAUUGCCCCUUUUCUAAGAAAUGUAUAACCAUGAGAUAAGUAAUUUGUUCAGAUGAGACAUUCUUUACUCUAUUGCUUCAAGAUUUGUCUGAUGUCUAAAAAAUAUCAUGUAACAUGAACAAUUUGUGACUAGUAUCUUGCUCAUUUCUGCUUAGCAGCAGAAUGUUUUUGGGCAUCCUUUUCUGAAGCAGCUCUAUGACAUUGGGCCCAGCAAUAAAUAGUACCUGAAAUAUUACAGACUCCGUGCUUAGAGAGAGCGCAGGGCGGUCUUGCCAUCAAGGCUAGGCUUGCCCCCCUGCGGAAAAUCUGCUUGAGUAAAGUACAGAUGUUGUUUUUGCAAAAAAUAAUGAACACAGCCUUAUAGGGCCUGAGUUUGGAGGCCUCAUUAUCGAAAAGUACGGUCAAUUAUUCCUCAGCUCGGGACUUUAAGGUCAAUUGUGCAAUUUGUAUGGGUUUAUAAAAACUACUUUUGCAUAAUUUGGAGCUCCCUGAUAAUGGGAUGAUUUAAUCUUUGCAAAAAGAAACAUUAGUUUUCUAGGUAAAUGAUUACUUUGUUGUUUUUGAUGAUUAUAUAAAAUUGCAUUUUAAUAAUUACCUUA